AUGAUCGAGGCUGGAUUUUAUAUACCUAUUGCUGCCGUCUCGGGCUUCUGGCUCCUUGUUGGCCUCCUGGGUCCUCUUUUAGUUCCCAAGAGUCCAAAUAGAGGUAUAUGGAUAACGUCCAUUGUGUUGACCGCCAUAUGUUGCUAUAUAUUUUGGUUCAUAUUCUUCCUGGCGCAGUGGCACCCUUUGUACGGCCCUGUUCUGUCAAAUGAGCUCAUCCGACUCAUCAAUAUGGCUUGGGGUACCGUCUAA
This is a messenger RNA of Dibothriocephalus latus, 252 nucleotides long. Lineage: Eukaryota; Metazoa; Platyhelminthes; Cestoda; Diphyllobothriidea; Diphyllobothriidae. The record is from the annotation of a GenBank genome assembly.